Alexandromys fortis (reed vole) is the source of this 10062-nucleotide messenger RNA. RefSeq names its product 5'-3' exoribonuclease 1 (gene Xrn1). Gene Ontology annotation, molecular function: nucleic acid binding; 5'-3' exonuclease activity. The transcript is spliced from 42 exons. The coding region runs from base 115 to 5223 and encodes 1702 amino acids. Gene Ontology annotation, biological process: nuclear-transcribed mRNA catabolic process. NCBI's taxonomy places the organism in Eukaryota, Metazoa, Chordata, Mammalia, Rodentia, Cricetidae. The record is from RefSeq and is a predicted model, not a curated record.
CUGGCGGACCUUGUGUUGUCAUCCUCCGAGCGACGGCCGGAGGCGGCGGCGUAGGCCCGGGCGGGGCGUUUGGUUUCGUUUCUGCACCUACUGGAAUUAGUGUCGACGGUCAAAAUGGGAGUCCCCAAGUUUUACCGAUGGAUCUCGGAGCGGUAUCCCUGCCUCAGCGAAGUGGUGAAGGAGCAUCAGAUUCCAGAAUUUGAUAAUUUGUACCUGGAUAUGAAUGGAAUUAUUCAUCAGUGUUCCCAUCCAAAUGAUGAUGAUGUUCACUUCAGAAUUUCAGAUGACAAAAUCUUUACUGACAUUUUUCACUACUUGGAGGUGUUAUUUCGAAUUAUUAAACCUAGAAAAGUGUUCUUUAUGGCUGUUGAUGGUGUGGCUCCUCGAGCAAAAAUGAACCAGCAACGUGGAAGGCGUUUUAGGUCAGCCAAGGAGGCAGAAGACAAAAUUAAAAAAGCAAUUGAAAAGGGAGAAACGCUUCCUACAGAAGCCAGAUUUGACUCUAACUGUAUCACGCCAGGGACUGAAUUCAUGGCCAGGUUGCAUGAGCAUCUGAAGUAUUUUGUAAAUAUGAAAAUUUCCACUGACAAAUCAUGGCAAGGUGUUACCAUCUACUUCUCAGGCCAUGAGACUCCUGGAGAAGGAGAGCAUAAAAUCAUGGAAUUUAUCAGAUCCGAGAAAGCAAAGCCAGAUCAUGAUCCAAACACCAGACACUGUCUUUAUGGCUUAGAUGCUGACUUGAUCAUGCUUGGAUUAACAAGUCAUGAGGCACAUUUUUCUCUCUUAAGAGAAGAAGUUCGGUUUGGUGGAAAAAAAACACAAAGGGUAUGUGCACCAGAAGAAACGACAUUUCACCUCCUACACUUGUCUUUAAUGAGAGAGUAUAUUGAUUAUGAAUUUUCAGCAUUAAAAGAAAAGAUCACAUUUGAAUAUGAUAUUGAAAAAAUCAUAGAUGAUUGGAUUUUGAUGGGAUUUCUUGUUGGCAAUGAUUUUAUCCCUCAUCUACCUCAUUUACAUAUUAAUCAUGAUGCAUUGCCUCUUCUUUAUGGAACAUACAUUGCCAUCCUGCCAGAGCUUGGAGGUUACAUUAAUGAAAGUGGACAUCUCAACUUACCUCGAUUUGAGAAAUACCUUGUGAAACUAUCAGAUUUUGAUCGAGAGCACUUCAGUGAAGUUUUUGUGGACCUCAAGUGGUUUGAAAGCAAAGUUGGUAACAAGUAUCUCAACGAAGCAGCAGGUGCGGCAGCCGAAGAAGCCAGGAACUGUAAGGAAAAGAGAAAAUCAAAGGGCCAGGAAAAUUCUUUAAGCUUGGCUGCUUUAGACAAAAGUGAAGGUGAAGUAGUAGCUUCUGAAGAUAAUUUUGAAGAUGAGACUGAAGAUGAUGAUCUGUUUGAAACUGAAUUUAGACAAUAUAAGAGAACUUACUAUAUGACAAAGAUGGGAGUCGAUGUAGUAUCUGAUGAGUUCCUGGCUGAUCAAGCUGCUUGUUAUGUUCAGGCUAUCCAGUGGAUCUUACACUAUUACUAUCAUGGAGUCCAAUCCUGGAGCUGGUAUUAUCCCUAUCAUUAUGCACCCUUCCUGUCUGAUAUCCGCAACAUCAGCGCUCUUAAAAUCCAUUUUGAACUGGGGAAACCCUUCAAGCCAUUCGAGCAGCUUCUUGCCGUCCUCCCAUCAGCUAGCAAAAAUUUGCUUCCUACCUGCUACCAGCAUUUGAUGACCAGCGAAGACUCACCAAUUAUAGAAUAUUACCCACCGGAUUUUAAAACUGAUCUAAAUGGGAAACAACAAGAAUGGGAAGCUGUGGUAUUAAUACCCUUUAUUGAUGAGAAACGAUUGUUGGAAGCCAUGGAGACAUGUAAUCACUCCCUCAAAAAGGAAGAAAGGAAAAGAAACCAACACAGUGAAUGUCUAAUGUGCUGGUAUGAUAGAGACACAGAGUUCACCUACUCCUCUCCAUGGCCAGAAAAGUUCCCUGCCAUAGAACGGUGUUGUGCGAGGUAUAAAAUAAUAUCAUUAGAUGCUUGGCGUGUAGACAUAAACAAGAACAGAAUAACCAGGGUUGACCAGAAGGCUUUAUAUUUCUGUGGAUUCCCUACUUUGAAACACAUCAAACAUAAAUUUUUUUUGAAGAAAAGUGGUGUUCAAGUAUUCCAGCAGAGUAGUCGUGGUGAGAACAUGAUGUUGGAAAUCUCAGUGGAUGCAGAUUCAGAUGAACUUGUUAUAUACCCAGCAAAAUCUUUUAGGUUUUACUUGGAAGAACCUCCAGGAACACAGAAGGUUUAUUUGGGGAAAACUGCUCCACCAUCUAAAGUCAUUGAACUUUCAGAUAAAGAACAGUCGAACUGGACUAAAGAAAUACAAGGAAUUUCAGAACAAUACCUAAGAAGAAAGGGAAUAGUAAUAAAUGAAACAUCUGCCGUUGUGUAUGCUCAGUUGCUCACAGGUCGUAAAUAUCAAAUCAGUCAGAAUGGUGAAGUUCAUCUGGAAAAACAGUGGUCAAAACAGAUUCUUCCUUUUGUUUAUCAAACUAUUGUUAAGGACAUCCGAGCUUUUGACUCUCGUUUCUCCAGUAUCAAAACAUUGGAUGAUUUGUUUCCUCCAAGAAGUAUGGUCUUUAUGCUGGGAACUCCUUAUUAUGGCUGCACUGGAGAAGUUCAGGAAUCAGGUGACGUGAUUACAGAAGGUAGGAUUCGUGUGGUUUUCAGCAUUCCAUGUGAACCAAACCUUGAUGCUUUAAUACAGAACCAGCAUAAAUACUCUAUAAAGUACAACCCAGGAUAUGUGUUGGCCGGUCGCCUUGGAGUGAGUGGAUACCUUGUUUCAAGGUUUACAGGAAGUAUUUUUAUUGGAAGAGGAUCUAGGAGAAACCCUCAUGGAGACCAUAAAGCAAAUGUGGGUUUAAAUCUCAAAUUCAACAAGAAAAAUGAGGAAGUCCCUGGCUAUACAAAGAAAGUUGGGAGUGAGUGGAUGUACUCAUCGGCCGCAGAGCAGCUUCUGGCAGAGUACAUGGAAAGAGCACCAGAACUGUUUAGUUAUAUAGCCAAAAACAGCCAAGAGGAUGUGUUCUAUGAGGAUGACAUCUGGCCUGGGGAAAAUGAGAAUGGCGCUGAGAAGGUUCAGGAAAUUAUCACUUGGCUAAAAGGACAUCCUGUCAGCACUCUGUCCCGCUCUUCUUGUGAUUUACACAUUCUGGAUGCAGCCAUUGUUGAAAAAAUUGAGGAAGAAGUUGAGAAGUGCAAGCAAAGAAAGAGUAAUAAGAAAGUACGCGUGACAGUGAAGCCGCACCUGCUGUACAGACCCUUAGAGCAGCAGCAUGGAGUCAUCCCUGACCGGGAUGCAGAGUUCCGUCUGUUUGAUCGUGUCGUGAACGUGAGAGAGAACUUCUCAGUGCCAGUCGGCCUCCGGGGCACCGUCAUUGGAAUUAAAGGAGCUAGUAGAGAAGCUGACGUGCUGUUUGAAGUAUUAUUUGAUGAGGAAUUUCCUGGAGGCUUAACAAUAAGGUGCUCACCUGGUAGGGGUUACCGACUGCCAACAAGUGCCUUGGUGAACCUUUCUCAUGGGAGCCGAUCCGAAACUGGAAAUCAGAAGUUGACAGCCAUUGUGAAGCCACAGCCUGCUGUGAAUUACUGCAGCUCAAACUCAUCGGCUGCAUCUGGGCACUUGGGAGGCCUCAACCAUUCUCCUCAGUCACUUUUUGUCCCUACUCAAGUACCUGCAAAAGGUGAUGAUGAAUUUUGCAACAUUUGGCAGUCUCUACAAGGAUCUGGAAAAAUCCAACCUUUUCAGCCGACGGUACAAGAGAAGGGUGCUGUUCUACCUCAAGAAAUAAGUCAAGUAGCCCAACCACAUAAAACUGGCUUUAAUGACAACAGUGUUAAAUACCAGCAAAAAACAAAACAUGACCCUCACCGAAAACUUAAGGAAGAAUAUAAGAGUCCUAAAGCUGAGUGUCAGACACAAAAAUUGACUAAUAAGCAGACUUCUGGAGCCUCUGCCAAAUGUAAUAUUAAACUAUUGAGGAGAAAUGAAAGUCCAGGAGCCUCAGAAGCCCAAAAGGUUGUGACUGGUUACCCAACUGCUAUCGAUAAGCCUCCCUCAGGAAUUGAGAACUUUUUAGCAUCUUUGAAUAUCUCUAAAGAGAGUGAAGUGCAGUCACCUCAUCACGGGGAGCCUCCAGAUGAGGAGCAUCUGUCUCCACAGUCGUUCGCGAUGAAAGGAACACGGAUGCUUAAAGAAAUUCUAAAAAUUGAUAGCCCUGAUACAACAGACAGUAAGAAUGAUGGAAAACAAUUUGAUAAUGAAGUCACUGCUUCUCCCAAUAGAAGAGAUGAGCACGGACUCUUACCACAUCCUGAACCAAGUAAGAAGCUGGCGUGUUUUAUGAACAAGCCUCAUGGUACUAAUGAAUACCAAAAUGUUCCAUCUGUGGAUAAUGUGUGCUGGCCUGGUCACAUCCCUCCUGUGUCCACACCAGUAACCGAACUUGCUCGAAUUUGUUCCCUUGUUGGAAUGCCACAACCAGAUUUCUCCUUCCUGAGAACAACUCAGACAAUGACAGUUUGUCAGGUGAAACUUUCCAAUGGUUUAUUGGUACAUGGGCCACAGUGCCACUCUGAAAAUGAAGCCAAGGAGAGAGCUGCACUUUUUGCUUUACAACAACUGGGCUCCUUUGGUGUGAAUUAUCCUUUGCCUCCACCAGUAUUCCCCAAUUAUCCUCCAGCUGUACCAUCUGGAACCAUUCCUCCCAUUUUCCCCCAACCUGUUGCUAAUAUGAUGCCUUCAUCGCCUCAUCUCUUUGGCUCGGUGCCAUGGAGACCACCAGUGCCCGUUGCUGGGAAGGCCUUCCACCAUCCUUCUUAUCCUGGAACCAUGCCCUUGGUUGGAGGAGUGCCAAGUGGGGCGCACAAUCAGUUCAUACCUCUACAGGUUACGAAAAAAAGGGUGGCAAACAGGAAGCAUUUUGAGAAUAAGGAGGCCCAGAAUUCUCAAGCUACACCACUUCAGACUAGCCAGCCAGGAUCUUCUGAAGCCACCCAAGUAAUUCCACAAGAAAGCCCAUCAGCCUCUUUGAAGUGCUCUCAGGAUGCCCAGCCCGUGUUAUCUCAAGUGGACACUGCCGCCCAAGGCCAUGGUGUGUCCCACCAGAAACCAGCACCAAGCUCCUCAAGAAGGAAAUCAAGGAAACUGGCCGUCAACUUUAGCGUUCCCAAACCUUCUGAAUAAAUUUGGUACCUGGGAAUUAAUUUCUUUUAUUUCCAUCUACCUUUUUAUAAUUGAUAUCUAUGUGUCAGAAAUGUGCUAUCUUAGAAUAUGUUUAGAUUGAAUAUUUGUAUUUUUAAGUUAUCAGGCACUUUUCAUGCUAUUUAAGACUAUAUCAAAUUGUGCACUUUAAAUUUGUGCAAUUUGUUGUAUAUCAGUGAUACCUCAAUAAAACUGUAAAAAAGGUCAAAUUAAAUCUUGUAUUAAAAUAAAAUUGGGCAUGGUAGUUCAUGCCUGUAACCCUCAUGCUUGAGAAGCUGAGACAGGAGGAUUGCCAUAUAUUUAAGGUUAGCCAAGACUACAUAAUGAGUCCCUGGCAAGCCUGAAACCUUGCUUCAAAACCAAAAAUAUAAAGUAGAUAUCAGUGGGCUAAAUGUUAAAAUGUACCACUCUAACUAACCAUCGGCUUCCUCAUUAGAAACAUCCUUGACCUAUAAAUUAGUCAUCAUAUUAUCAUAAUUAUAAGCUUUUUUACACUAUUAUUGAGGGAUAGUUAAAUGCAGCAUGAAUUAGGCCUCCUAAUUUCCUAAGUAUGGGUUUUACUUCUCUUUAAUGAUGUGGCAGCGUGGCUGGGAGAAUGGUCCUUGCUCCAUCAUCACAUGAGUCUGUUGCCAGAGGCGGUCCCAGGAUGCCCUGGAGCCAGCGCACUGACUGGUGCUGCCAACGUUGCUCUGUUCUAAACCUGUACCAAAGCAGCUCUAGAAAACCCUCCAAUCAUCUGUCUGGCUGCUUCGAACUCGGAAUAGCAAUCGAGAGUUGAGAAAUGACUUUUUUUUAGAUUGUUCAAAAACCAGCAUUAAGAAUUUUUAAUAAAAUUAAGUUUCACAAUCUCCAGGGUACAGUUACAAAUCAGUCUUCGGAUAGAGUACAGUACAAAAUGUUAAUCACUUCAUCCUUGCUUAGGCUUCUUGGCUUUUGUUCGUCCUGAGAUGGGGUCUUGCUGUGUCGUGCUGGCUGGCCUAGUACCCAUGGCAGUCCUCCAGGCUCUGGGAUUCCAGCCAUGCAUCAGCACACCCACUUGUGUGACUUCUUCCCUGCUUACUUCAUGUAUGUGAAAGCUCAUCGGGGUCCACGUGGAAAGCUUCCCUGGACUGACAAGAUUUUAAACUUUUUAAAAAUUCCAAGGUGUUUGUGUGUACGUUAUUUCCUGCCUGGCCCAUAAGUUGUGCGUUUUGGCACUUGCUGAGUGCUCAGUGAUGCCACAUCCGUCUCUGCGUGUCACUCAUGUCUGUUGUUCAUACUGCUGAAAUGAUUAGGAUUUUAUGAAACUUCUCAAUGACAUCAGGACCCGCGUUUAUAUAUGGACAUAUAUUUAUCUUGUAGUUUUGUGAUAUGUUUAUAUUUUUAAGGAUAAAAUGAACAUACUUUUUAAAAAGUAGGAACCAGUCUCUGUAUGGAGCUGCCGAUUGCUGUGUGUGAUUUCAUUAGGUCUCUGCAAACUCUGCCAUGCGUCCCUACUGCUUUUGAAAAUGCUGGUGGUGAACUGAGUUCCUUUCUCUGCUGAUUCCAGUGUUUCUCUAAAUGAGGGCAGGAUAUAUGUAUACUAGUGCCUUUAGUAUAAGAGGUAAAUGGUCGUUUUCUCCACUGUCUGUGCUCAUGUGACUUUCUGUUACUGUUUGUCAGUGCCCAGCACUUCCUCACAUGCAGGAAGCCUGGGGUAAGGCUCAGGACAUCCUCGGUGUUUGUCCUCUCAAACUCUACUUUCAAGGGAAGCACCCUCUGCAGGCGCAAGGGAAUGCUCGGAUAUGGCGCUGUUGUGGUAGCCCCUUCCAAGAACCCCACUCAGAUUUUUGUCUGCGUUCACUUACUCCUGUGUGAUGGUGCAGAACACAGAGAAAGGGUCCCUCUUGAAAACGCCUGAGAGAUUUUAGUCAACACAGUGCCAUUGAACCUGUAAAAGUAUUUCUCUAAAAUGUGAGCACAAGCUAGUAAUUCUAUAUGGAGAGCCAGUAAGAAUAUUUGACCUUCCUUUUAAAAACAAAAAUAAAAAUGCUAAGAGUCAAACUUGAAGAGAAAAUAAAAUAAGAGAGGAUUGUGUAUUGGCAGAUAGGCAGUAUGAUGUAUUUUCUGCCCCCUCCCCCAAAGUCCUAUUCUCAACACAGGUCUGACGUCUGGAUGAUGUAGGGCAUGCCUGUCCUGACAGCUGAGCAGCUAUGAGGACACGGGAUCUAGCACAUCUCUGCAACAGCUGCACUGUGGGCCCCUUACAGCUUCCACCCUCAAGAUUCUAAAAUACGCUCAGUUGGCUGUUUAAUCUAAGAAUUUUGGUGAAAAUGGUGAACUCUGGUCACAAAAAAAAAGGUUCUCCCUGACUGUGUUCAUGUAACUAGAAAAGUUAUUUGAUUAAACCUUCCCCUUCUUACUGGAAGCUCUUGUUAAUAUCCUUGUUCAACAAGUCUUUUUUAAGCAAAUUAAGUUAAUUUAAAGAUGGGUCCUUUUAAUCAUUGCUUCUUUUCACAAGUCUCUGUGUUACUUGGUCACUACCCUAGUUUUAAAAUUUGUCAGAUAAAAUGCAUGAAUUGAUUCAAACAGCUUUAUAGACUAAAGGCUUAGACAUCUAAACCUCGGCUGUGUCGGCAGAUUCUGUCCUCUGAAUCAGUUUCAGUUUGAGAUCUUCCCUGGCUGAGAAUGGUACCCUGCACAUCGUUAAUCCCGGCUCUCUGGAAGCUGCAGCAGAACUGAAUCCCAGGCAAGCCUGAGCUGCGGAGAUAGAUGCUGCCCAGAGCAGUAAGUAACGAAGACUGCGGCUGGUCCCCUUCUUCCCCAGGUGGACAGAAUUAAGAGUACGAUGGCCAUUUUCCUGUCACUAUUUCCCUUAGUGUUUAGACAGUACUAGGUUCUUGGUUCUCAGGGGAGGAGGCACAGGGAGGGAGACAGGUAAUAUCCAGUAGUAUUUGCACACUUCAAUGUACUUUUUUUUCGGGGGGAAUGGGGAGUUCCAGACAAGGUUUCUCUGUGUAGCCCUAGCUGUCCUGGAACUAGCUCUGUAGAUCAAGCUGGCCUGGAACUCACAGAUAUCUGCCUGCCUCUGCCUCCCAAGUGCUGGGAUUAAAGGUGUCGCCACCACUGCCCCAAUGUACUUUUUUAUCUCCAGGAAAUAAGCUACAGGGUUAUUUUAUUUACUCUUAUUUUAUGUGCCUGUUCUCUUUGUAUCAACAAAUAUUUUUUUCAUACUGGUUAUUUAGUUUUCUCCGUAUAUGACAGAACUCCGUGGCUCUUCACUAAAGGUAGCUCUCACACUCUUCUCUGCUAUAUUUCUUUGUACCCUCUUGCUUUCAGACUUUUCUUUACUAUAGAAGAAAAUCUAUUAGAAAUUAUUAUGAGACGUAUCCUAUAUCUUUUUUUUUAAAAAAAUCUGUCACCAAAACAUUAUUUUCUUUAGAGAUUGUGUGCCUUCUACAUUUGUUUUUCAAUAAAGUGGUGUUUUUUGCAGGCACUUCUUUUGCUAUCAAAAAAAAAAUAAAGCUUAAAUUUCUAGUGUUUUUCAGACUGACAAUUCGUAUUCUCGUUAGACAUCCUUAUUUUCUGUCAGGCCAGAAAGAGACAGCCAGAGAGACAGCGGCUAUCCAGUGACAGGGAAGAACAGACAAGCAGGCUUAGUGAGACAGAACUGGACCUUCUUUGGAAGAGAGGACAGGAGGGGAAAGAGUUUAAGUGGCAAGAAUGUUAGAAUCAAUGUGUCUGUGGGUAAAAUCUCCCUGCUCUUCAGUGACUGCUGAAGAGACUGAUUUCCAGAAGAUUGUAUUUUAUAAUCAUGAAACCUGUAGAAGUUUAUUUUCCCACCGCUUGGCCCAUUACAACCGAUUAUGACAGCCGAAGAUGGUCUGUGUAGCUGCUUAGGGUUAGACGCCAUGUUCUCAUUCUGAUUCUGUCAAAAUGAUAGGGGGAGAAUCUGCUCCACAGCCUGCUUUAAGUGCUUGCUCCCUCAGGCUCCCUUGGGCUCCCUCUUUCCUCCCCCUCCACUCCAUCCCUCUCCCCUCCUCGCCCCUGCUGCAUAGCCCUUUCAGUCCCCCAGCCUCCACCUCCUAAAUUCUGAGGUUACAGAGUAUGGUUCCAUGCCCAGUGUGCUCUAAGUACUAUUAAUCCUGCCUAUCCUUUACAGUUACAGGUACGUGCGUGCGUGUGCGUGUGCGUGAUGUUUCAAGACAGGAAUUCUCUGUGUACCCUUGGCUAUCCUAGAACUCACUCUGUAGUUCAGGCUGGCCUUGAACUCACAGAGAUCCGCUUGCCUCUGCCUCCCAAGUGCUGGGAUUAAAGGUGUGGACUACCACCACACAGCUGGAUUUUAGUUUUUAACUUUUUUGGGGGUGGGGGUGGUUCAAGUAUUUUAUAUUUCUUUCUUCCUAAACAUUACUUUGAGUGUUUUCAUUUAACAUUUGAAUAGUCAGUGGUGUGCUGUGUAUCAGAGUGUUCAGCAUUUUCCUCAUUAAACGGCGAUUCAUACACAUCUAUCUUCCUUGGCUUCUUUCCUCGUGUAACUAUUUUGUAAGUAACUGGAAUUUUUGAUUAGAUCUUAGAGCAGUAUUUUAUUAAAAAUUCCAAAGGGAAGACUUCUUUAUGCCCAUUUUGUAAUUUUUAUUUUAAAUAUCUUUACACUGUAUGUCAACUUUAUCUAAAGUGUUUUAAACUUACCUGGAAUGGACUCCAAGGGUAUUGUUAUGUUGUACAUUUGUAAAUUCAUAGCACGAAUUGAACCUCAAAGUGUUGUGCAAAGGGAUUUCAACAUGCAGCAGUCACUGAAGGUCUGGACAUGUAUACGUGUUAAAUGUGCUGUGGUUUGAUUAAAGACUGAAUGGUGGCGUA